UUUCGUGUCCAAGGACUGGCCAUCCAAGGAUGAGUGACUCAGAGGGUUUAGUCGGCGCGGCCGCCACCCCGGCCGGCCAGGAUCUCGUUGAUGGCUUCAAGCGGCCGUUGGCGGCAGCACCUCGCCGCAAGCGCUUCCGCAAGACGGUGCUGGACGAGGACAACUACAUCCGUGAGCUGGAGGGCAUCGUCGAGCGGGACUACUUCCCCGACCUGAAGCGGCUGCGCGCUCAGGACGAGUACCUGGCGGCGGUGCAGUGCGGUGACGCCCCGCGACAGCAGGAGCUGCGCGCGCGCUACGGCUCGGGCGCGCGGCCCGACACGGCUCAGUCGUGGUCGACGGAGGCACCGGCCGUCCCGGAGACGCCCACCCCGGGUGGAGCCGUCGACCGGGCCGAAGACGAGCCGGCCCAGCCGCUCUCGCUCAACCAAUACCUGGCCACGCACACCAGCGAGGACAACGAGAGCUUCGGUGAGAUGAUGGCCGAGGCGAGCCGCCGGCACCGCGUGCGCCACCCCUGGCUGUACGCGGCCGAAGCGGCGCACAACGACCGGCAGGCGGCGCUACUGUCGCUGGACGUGCCUUCGCUGGAGGAGCAGGCGGACGGCGGGCCGCGGCCCGGCCAGGUGGCCACUUGGCGCUACCGCUCCGAAAACGACCUUAUGUACGCGCCGCGGGGGUUGGCGCUGACCGCCGAGGACAAGAUCGAGCGGUCCCGCCUCCGUCAGGAGAUCGAUGUGGCCAACACGCGCUUCAAGAGCACGCCCUUCAACGAGGCGGAACAGCGGGCGGAGGUGGGUCGCGCGGCGCAGGUGCAGGCGCGGCGCCGCCUCGGCGGCAAGGUGGAUGUGGACGGCCGUGAGGUGGUGGAGCCGGCCGGCCGUCAGCUUCUGCGCACGCCCUCGCCGGCGCCCGGCGUGGCCGAGUCGCCGCUGAUGACCUGGGGUCAGAUCGACGGCUCGCCCUUCCGCCUGGACGGCGGCGCCACGCCGGCCGCCGCGCCCCCCGCCAGCCCGUUCCGGAUUGUGGCAGCCUCGCGGCGCGAGCAGCUGGCGCUGGCGCUGGCCGAGCGCGCCUCGUCGCGCCACCGCGACAAGAAGGGCCGCGCGCUGGAGGCGGCGCGCCGCCACGUGGCGUCGCCGUCGGCCGCCGCGCUCGACCGGCUCGCGUCGCUGUCGCCGGCGGCGCGGCGGCUGGCGCGCGCCGGCCGCUCCGCCGACCGCGCGCUGCGCGCCUCCUACACGCCGAGCCCGGCGCGGCGGCGGCGGCCGGCGCCAGCCACGCCCACGCCCACGCCACUGACGCCAGCUGCGGCGUCCCCGGCGCCGGCCGCCAGCAUCACUGACAACCUGCUGCAGCUUCCGGCACGGAAGCGGGCGGCCGACUUCUUCACGUGAGCGGUGGUAGCCGUGGUGUGUUUGGCCUACUGUGGCUGUUGUGGUGGGGCAGUCUGUGUUGGCGGCAGCAUUGUCAGCCAGCGUGCUCAGCGGAAGGCCGCAGUCAUGUUCGACGCACGCGCCAUCGGGAUGGUGGUUGUCUAGUAAAAUCCAUGAAGUCAUUAUCUACAAGCCUGCCGUCCGGGCGGGGAUUUAGGUGGCAGCUCAAUCCAAGCUGAAGUCUUAAACAUGACACAUAGAUGGUGCUGGCUGUGCGCGCGGAUAGCACGCAGGGACAGGGUUCUGUUGUGUGUGUGUUCCCCUGCGUAUUGUUUGUUGUGCCUUGUGGAAGGCAUCCUGGCCAUGUGAUGUCCAUUUCAUAGGCGUGUGUACAUAACGUUGGUGUCAAUAUGGUGUCUGGUGCGUACGUCGUCGCCUAAGUGCUUGUUUCAUAAUCGUGGUGUGUGGAAAACUAUCAUGGGCGUCAUCUGAGGCCACGCCAUUGCGAAGAUGGUGGUGAUUAAGGCGUUCAACACAGCCAGCUAUGCUUUGUGAGUGACCUGUCAUGUAAAUU
This is a messenger RNA of Pollicipes pollicipes, 1950 nucleotides long. Its product is annotated as splicing factor ESS-2 homolog. The record is from RefSeq and is a predicted model, not a curated record. Lineage: Eukaryota; Metazoa; Arthropoda; Thecostraca; Pollicipedomorpha; Pollicipedidae. Gene Ontology annotation, cellular component: catalytic step 2 spliceosome.